Messenger RNA from Aplysia californica (California sea hare), 1679 nucleotides. RefSeq names its product 17-beta-hydroxysteroid dehydrogenase 13. Gene Ontology annotation, molecular function: oxidoreductase activity, acting on the CH-OH group of donors, NAD or NADP as acceptor. Gene Ontology annotation, cellular component: lipid droplet. NCBI's taxonomy places the organism in Eukaryota, Metazoa, Mollusca, Gastropoda, Aplysiida, Aplysiidae. The record is from RefSeq and is a predicted model, not a curated record.
GUCGAUGUAGUAGAGAAUCUUUGCCUCCACUAAACUGAUAAUGAGAGAGAUAAGUGCGUCCUGUCUAUCGGUGUAGCGUACAGCUGGCCUCAAGGGGGUUAUACAGUAAGCCUGUCCUACAUUGGCGCGGGGAAUAAACAGCUAAAUUUAGCCUCUACUAAACAGCCGGGUCAAAGUUCACAGUUAGCACACGGCAAAGAGUACACAGUCAGGUGAAGGAAGCGGUCAGUGUGCGGCGACAUCCCUCCGCCAACCGUCAACACCCCCACAGUAGACAGUACCGGCAGAGACUAGGUAGAUCUAGACCUAUGUACGGCGUGUGAGGUCACCCGUGUCACCGUCUGUUGAGCUACACCAGAGAGUCUGUAUACUAGCGUAGUUCUAAGCUCUCUAGUUACACCUACUUGGCUAACGUUCCACUUGUGGUUGUAGCUAGUAGCUGGACUGUGCCCUAGUCUAGUAGCUGAACUGUGGCCGAAUCUUGUAGCUGAACUGUGGCCGAGUCUUGUAGCUGAACUGUGGCCGAGCCCAGGCCACCCACUCCCAACAACAGACAACAGGGAAAUCUUUAUUGUUGUACGCACCGGACACUUGUACCUCGACCUACAACUACAGGUUAGGUAGGCGAAACUUUGGAACUUUUCUAAUUGUCAAAGAUUGUGCUUAUUAAAUCUCGACUUUGGAUCACGACACCUCUAGUUGAUUACGAUGGCUUUGGUGGGUGCGUUAGUGGAGUUGUUUACAACGUUGGUUGUCAUUCUGUACAACUACAUGGUGGCUGCAUACUGUCUGUUUGUCCCCCCGGCCAGGAAGCCCAUCCACGGAGAAAUCGUGCUGAUCACGGGGGCCGGCCACGGCAUAGGGCGCGAGUUUGCGCUACAGCUCAGCCAACUAGGCGCUGUCACUGUACUGUGGGACAUCAACAAGACGGUGAAGGAGUUCCUCCCCCCGAUGAUCGCUAAGCAAACGGGCCACAUCUUCAACGUGGUCUCCAUAGCAGGCUUCAGUGGCACAGCUCUGCUCGUAGACUACUGCGCGUCCAAGUACGCGGCCUUGGGCUUCUGCGAGUCGCUGAGGGAGGAACUGGUUCUGGCCGGCCACAAAGGUAUCCACGUCUCUGCCCUGUGCCCGUACUUCGUCACCACAGGGCUGGUGCAGAAGUUUGAGGACAAACUCCAGGCGGCCCGGAACGCUCACGACACGGUUGUCACGGCUGUCGACGGACUCCUCAGGAACCAACAGCUCAUCUUCUCCCCUCCCUCCAUGUGGCUCAGCACCAGGAUAGGGCUUCUGUUCCCACGAACCACGAACCAGUACAUGAAGCUCAAGGCCGGAGCCUCCAUCUACGAGCAGUACUCCAAGAGACAGUAGUGUGAGACAGUGGACCCUGGACACCUGAGGCCCAACUCCGGGCGUGUGAGACGGCGCUGUGGGAUUACCUUGUGCUUGUUGCAGAGCUUUACCCACCGAUUUCAGUGAAAUCGUCCUGCGGUGAACGAAUCUAUAUUUGGAUUUGUCAGCUUUUUGAUACUUUUAAACCAGUGUGUGAUAUUGUUGUGUGACAGUUUGUGUGACCUUGUUGUGAGGUCAGUCUGUGCUAGGGUUGUGCUCAGUCAGCACUUUUGUUUGUUGAUCACUUGUGUUAAUCAGAGGGAGCAUUUAUUGUGUGAAGUACGGGG